This is a messenger RNA of Scatophagus argus, 1048 nucleotides long. RefSeq names its product translocase of outer mitochondrial membrane 22 homolog (yeast) (gene tomm22). The record is from RefSeq and is a predicted model, not a curated record. Gene Ontology annotation, cellular component: mitochondrial outer membrane. NCBI's taxonomy places the organism in Eukaryota, Metazoa, Chordata, Actinopteri, Scatophagidae. Gene Ontology annotation, biological process: intracellular protein transport. The coding region runs from base 221 to 622 and encodes 133 amino acids. The transcript has 6 exons.
CACAAUAUUCCUCGACACACAAAAAAGUCAUUAUUUGUGCCUUGAAAUUGUGUUUUCUGAAGUUGCUCUUUUCUGACAUUUAAUCAAAAAGAGGAGACUAAAACGGCAACAUUUGGUUCACACAGACUGCAUGGAGACUUCCUACACUCCCUUUAAGUGAUUCGCUCGCCGUGCACACAGUUGAACCAAUCCGACAGAGACGAAAGGGCUAGCAGGAGACAUGGCCGGAAUUGAGGAGCUUUCCCCUUCCGCGGGCCCGGUGUCUGUUCGGCCCCCCGAGGACGAGAUUGACGACGACGAAGAUGAAGAUCUGGAUGAGACACUGAUAGAGAGGUUGUGGGGCCUGACAGAGAUGUUUCCUGACACAGUUCGCACCGCUGCAGAGGUGUCUGCACAAUGCUCUCUCUCGCUGGCCAAGAAGUUCUACAGUUUUUCCCGCACGGCGCUCUGGGUGGGUACUACCUCCUUCAUGAUCCUGGUGCUGCCUGUUGUGUUCGAGACAGAAAGACUACAGCUGGAGCAGCAGCAGCUACAGCAGCAGAGACAGAUCCUGUUGGGGCCCAACACCGGAAUGUCUGGUGGGAUGCCAGGCAUGAUGCCUCCUGCACCUGGCAAGAUGUGAGAGACUGAACGGCCCUGGUGAAUCUGAGAUUGGCUCUUUGCAAUACUGCGUGGCCGGUCGCAAGGAGAGACAGAGAGAGACCAUGGGGAAGGGCAAAGAACUGCAGUUAAAAUAAAAGUAAACAGCGCAACAUUAGACCCACUCCAACGUAUUGGAUUGGAAUUGGAGGAGGAGGAUGUGAUGCGUUUAUAUCGCUUCUCUCUCACUGUCUCUCCUUACUGCAGCAUCAUACAGAGACUUCCAGGAGCACUGCUAUUUUUUUCAUUUAUUUUUUAAAAUAAAGACUUAUAUAAACAUAAUAAUGUUUUCUUUAGGGGAUAGCAGGUGGAUCGAGUGAAAGAGGAACAUUUGGAGGUUACCAGUUGUAUGUUUUGCUGCUUCCACUUCUAUGUGGAGAAUUCUGUUAAUAAAACUUGUGACAGACUG